Gilbertella persicaria is the source of this 3030-nucleotide messenger RNA. RefSeq lists its product as uncharacterized. Gene Ontology annotation, molecular function: P-type calcium transporter activity; ATP hydrolysis activity; ATP binding. Gene Ontology annotation, cellular component: plasma membrane. The transcript has 2 exons. NCBI's taxonomy places the organism in Eukaryota, Fungi, Mucoromycota, Mucoromycetes, Mucorales, Choanephoraceae. The coding region runs from base 1 to 3030 and encodes 1009 amino acids. The record is from RefSeq and is a predicted model, not a curated record. Gene Ontology annotation, biological process: calcium ion transmembrane transport; intracellular calcium ion homeostasis.
AUGUUGUUUAAACAAUCUAAACCGCCUUUAGAGUCAGGGCCUCCUACAAUAUGGCAUACCAAAUCUAUUGAACAAGUGGUACAAGAGCUCAACACUUCAAUUGAAAUUGGAUUGACAGAACAAGAAGCAGUAGAAAGACAAUCAACAUAUGGCUUCAAUGAGCUUGAUUCUGGAGAUGAAGCUACUUGGAUCAAAAUUCUGCUUCAUCAAUUCCUCGAUAUUAUGAAUUGGAUCUUUAUUGCAUUGGGUAUUGUGUCUAUGGUCCUUGGCGAUUAUAUCACUGGAUCACUGAUUAUCGUGGUGGCCAUUUUCAAUUUUUAUUUAACAUUUCAACAAGAAUAUGCUGCAGAACAAACAAUGGCUGCUUUGAAAAGUUUAAGUUCGCCUACAGCUAAUGUAAUUCGUGAUGGGAAAGAGCAAACAAUUGCAAGUAAUGCAUUAGUACCUGGUGAUCUUUUACUGAUUAAGGAAGGUGACUCUGUUGCUGCGGAUGCUCGUUUAAUACACCUGUCAAAUCUGGAAGCAGAUGAAGCCUUGCUAACUGGUGAAUCCGUUCCUGUCCAAAAGAAGCUGAUUGUUCUAGAAAAAGAAGAUGAGCCAUUGGGUGAUCGUAGAAACAUGGUAUAUAGUUCCACUAUCAUUGCUAAAGGUCGUGGCCAAGCUAUCGUUACUUCUAUUGGUAUGAAAACUGAAAUUGGUAAAGUGGCUACCAAGUUAAAUGGUGCUGAUGAUAAUGAUCGUACCCAGAUUCAAAAAAGUAUGCACAAAAUGUACAUUUUCCUUUUAUGUGUUGCUGUCCUUUCAGUUAUCAUUGUGUUGGCCUCUGUCAAGUUUCAUGCGGACCGUGAUAUUGGUAUGUACGCUAUGACCUCUGCUCUAUCUGUUCUUCCUGCUGGUUUGACUACAGUUCUGACAAUCACUCUUGUAAUGGGUGGUAAAGAAAUGACAAAGCAACGUGCUAUUGUUCGAAAACUCAAGGUCUUGGAAACAUUGGGCUCUAUCACGCACAUUUUUUCUGACAAAACUGGUACACUUACAAUGGCUAAAAUGGUGGUUGUUCGAUUCUGGACUCCUCAAGAAGGUUAUUUUUACCUGACUCCCAAUGGACUGGCUCCCCAAGGCAAUAUAUAUCGUACGCACGAUGAACUGAUAGACAAUCCAUUGUCUUCAGAAAAGACUGAACUAAUCGAUAAACCACAAUUGCUUAUGUCUUCUGAAACGAAGCACUUUAUUGAAUGUGCCGCCCUUUGUAAUAUGUCUAGUAUCCACCGACGUGAAGAUACUGAAAACACUAUCACUCGUCACGAAUCUUUAUCCAAAAUGACUAGUCGACAUAGUAAUGUAGUUAUUGAAAUGCCCCAAGCAGAGGAAGAGAAAGAUAACAGUGAAUCAGACAACUGGAUUCCAAGUGGUGCUCCUACAGAAGUUGCUCUUCAAGUCUUUGCUCAUAAAUUUAAUAAGGGAAAGCCUCAAUUGAUAGCUGAAGAUGGCUGGGAAAUGAUUCAAGAAUAUCAAUUUGAUUCCACUAUCAAAAGAAUGUCUACUGUCUGGUACAAUCGCCCUCAAGACCAUACUUUCGUGUUCACAAAAGGUGCUACUGAGAGAAUCCUUCCUCUCUGCAUAAAUAUGCCAACUCAAGAAUCACAUAUCGAGGUCAUGAACCAUCUAAAUGUAUUAGCUUCUAAAGGUCUUCGUGUUAUUGCAAUGGCAUAUCGCAAAGAAGAGUCUAAUAUGUUUGAGAAAGACAGGGAUCGCUCUAUAAUCGAAAAAGACCUGAUUUUCCUCGGUUUGGCUGGUAUUUAUGACCCUCCUCGUGCUGAAUCUCUUCAAGCUGUAAAAGAAGCCCAUCAAGCUGGUAUUUCCGUUCACAUGUUGACAGGCGACCAUGCUAUUACCGCAACUGCUAUUGCUAAAGAACUCAAUAUUCUCAACGAAAAGACAAUGUCUCCGGAAGUAUUGAAGGAACUAGUCAUGACAGGUCCUCAAUUUGAUGCCAUGACAGAAGAAGAGGUUGAUGCGCUCCCUCAUUUACCAUUUGUUGUUGCUCGUUGCUCACCUGAGACUAAAGUCAAGAUGAUUGUGGCUUCUAAGCGUCGUAAUUAUAUUGCUGCCAUGACCGGUGAUGGUGUGAAUGAUUCACCAUCGCUUCGUAUUGCUAAUGUGGGUAUUUCUAUGGGAAAAAAUGGUAGUGAUGUUGCCAAGCAAUCAUCCGACAUUAUCUUAACAGAUGAUAACUUUGCUACUAUUAUUCGAGCUAUUGCUGAAGGCAGAAAAAUUUACCAAAACGUUCAACGUUUCUUGCUCUAUUUUUGGAUUGCACUUUUGGGCCUUUGGCUUGUCUUGAUUCUUGCUUUGGCUAUUCGUGAUCCUAAUAACAAAAGCGCGGCACCAAUUUCUACUAUUCAGAUGUUAUUCUUGUAUGUCGCAUUCACGCCUCCAGCUGGUGUGUUAUCUUUCCAGCCUGCUUCAAAAACUGUCAUGAAAGAACCACCUCGCUCUCCUAAAGAAAGUCUGUUCAAUCGGGAAAUUGUCAUGGAUUUGUUUGUAUACUCAUUAGGAUUUGCCGCAUUUAGUUUCAUUGCUUUCAUUAUUCCUCUUUAUACUCGAGGCCACCAUGGUAUCGAAGGCUCUGCUUGCGAAGUAAAUUUCGAUUAUGCAGCUUGUGAAUCCUUUUUCCGAGGUCGUGGGGUAUUACUGGCAUUCAUGACAUUGGGCACUCUAGUUGUCAUGGUUCAUUGUCGCUCCUAUAGAGAAAUUGAAUGGGGCCCUCGCGGACUGAAAGAAACAUUCAAGUCAAAAACGGUCAUAUACACGCUCUCAUUUGAUAUUGUUUGCUUGAUGAUCUUUUACUAUGUGCCUACUGUGGCUGAAAAGGGUUUUUAUAUGCUCGGAUUUAGCUGGGAAUGGGCUAUUGUUGUGGGACUACUCAUAGUUUAUGCUAUUUUUGGUGAAUUCUACAAGCUUUUGAAGAGAAAGUUUAUGAAGCCUGUCAAACCUCAUCAGCUAAGCAAAUAUAUCGCUGUAGAAUAA